CAACCAUACACUUUCCUUUCCCUUCUCUCUCUCUCUCUAGCUGACUCAUCAUCUCCUUUUGAUUCUUUGCUUUCUUCACCAACUUACCAUUAAAAUAUCUUUACCUUUCACUUUCUCUGCAACUUUCUCAUCACUCCACACUCCAAAAUCACACACAAACUCUAACCAUUUCAAACCUUCUUCUACCUUUAUCACACACACACACACAACAAUUUAACCAAAAAAAAACAACUACUUCCAAAUUUACCUCUAAAUGCUUCCACCAAAAGAAACUAACCCUUUUUCUUUCUAGGGUUUUGCGCUCAACUUCAAAUUUUCAAACCAACUCAACUUUCUAUUUCCGGAACAAAAAAAGUUUCUUUAUCAUCUUUUCUUUCAACUCCGUCUCUCAAAAUCUGAAAUUUUGAAUUGGGUAUCCGCCAUUGAUCUCUGAAAACAGUCUGAGAACAAGAUUCUAGAAUCUAGGGUUUGGUUUGCAAUGUCGGGUCCACCGAGAGUUCGAUCCAUGAAUGUGACAGUUGGAGAUUCUGAUUCCCGGCCUGUACUUGUCCCUGCCGGGAACAAGGUUUGCACUGUCAAGAAAGUGAAGAAACCGGCGUCGGAAACGGAGAAGAAGUCCUCCGAGGAGGCGGUUAUGAAUUCGCAAUGUGCGUUGGUUACUCCGGUGGUUUCGAAGCGGCGGGAGAGUCAUCGAUUGGUAGGGAUGAAAAGUGUGUCGAUGAAUGCUUCGUGCUCGUCGGAUGCUUCGUCGACGGGUUCUUCAACUUAUAGUAGUGGUAUGUCGUCGAGCGGGAAAGUGGCGAGCCGAGGAAGGAAGAAGCAGGUUGGUUUGAAGGUUGAGAAGGUGAGCAUUGAUGCUGUGGCUGGUCCUGUUGAGGUGGAUUCGAGUGUUGGCUUGGAGGGCAAGAAAAGGUGUGCUUGGGUUACACCAAAUUCAGAACCAUGUUAUAUUGCUUUUCACGACGAAGAGUGGGGAGUUCCGGUUCAUGAUGACAAGAAACUGUUUGAGUUGCUCAGCUUCUCUGGAGCCUUGGCGGAACUCUCGUGGCCUACCAUUCUUGGAAAAAGGCAGUUAUUUCGGGAAGUAUUUUUGGAUUUUGAUCCAUGUGCGGUUUCAAAAAUGAAUGAGAAAAAGACAGUUGCACCGGGAAGUCCUGCCAGCUCACUGCUGUCAGAGCUCAGGCUACGAUCCAUAAUUGAAAAUGCACGUCAGAUGUGUAAGGUAAUAGAAGAGUUUGGGUCCUUUGACAACUACAUUUGGAACUUUGUGAACAAUAAGUCUAUAGUCAAUCAAUUCCGUUACCCUCGCCAAGUACCUGCCAAAUCUCCGAAAGCAGAAUUCGUAAGUAAAGACCUCGUAAAGAGAGGGUUUAGGAGCGUGGGACCGACCGUCAUCUACACUUUCAUGCAAGUGGCUGGUCUAACAAAUGACCACCUUAUCAGUUGCUUCAGAUUCAAGGAAUGUAUCUUCUCCAAAGCAGAGGCCGAAGACAAAGAAAGCAGCUCCCUCAACUCUAAGGUCAAAGAGAAAGCAAACGAGGAUCCCACCAAUGUCGGUCUGAUGCUAGCUGUGAACAAGUUGAGUUUCUCCUCUUAGGAAGUGGAUUCUCUGCAGUCAAUGUUGACUAUAGUCAGUGAUCUCAGUCAGUCAUUGCUCAAGAUUGUCGGUAGAGUCAUGAUGUCGACCGCCUGAUCUCUAUCCAACGGUUUAGAUCUAUUGACUUCAGUGAGCGAAGGAAAUUUCGACCGCAGGCACUUAGAGUCCUUCCAUUUAGUAGCAAAAUGGCUAUGUUGUUAAUCUGGUAGUUGUUAGGGAAAUUGAGUAGAUUGUGUUGUGUACAAAUUCCAUACAGAUAUGAAUGAAUGAAACAUCUAGAAUUGUAUUUGAAAUGCAAAUUAGCUUUUGGUAUUUCUUCAUGUUAUUGUGUAUCAAAACAACAUGAAGAAUUACUUAACAUUUUCAUGAAACCAA
This is a messenger RNA of Vicia villosa (hairy vetch), 1972 nucleotides long. RefSeq lists its product as uncharacterized. Gene Ontology annotation, molecular function: DNA-3-methyladenine glycosylase activity. Lineage: Eukaryota; Viridiplantae; Streptophyta; Magnoliopsida; Fabales; Fabaceae. The record is from RefSeq and is a predicted model, not a curated record. Bases 479 to 1597 code for a protein of 372 amino acids. The transcript has 5 exons. Gene Ontology annotation, biological process: base-excision repair.